Messenger RNA from Prosopis cineraria, 1422 nucleotides. Its product is annotated as nuclear transcription factor Y subunit A-7-like. Gene Ontology annotation, biological process: regulation of transcription by RNA polymerase II. The coding region runs from base 280 to 900 and encodes 206 amino acids. The record is from RefSeq and is a predicted model, not a curated record. Gene Ontology annotation, molecular function: DNA-binding transcription factor activity, RNA polymerase II-specific; RNA polymerase II cis-regulatory region sequence-specific DNA binding. The transcript is spliced from 6 exons. Gene Ontology annotation, cellular component: CCAAT-binding factor complex. Lineage: Eukaryota; Viridiplantae; Streptophyta; Magnoliopsida; Fabales; Fabaceae.
UGUUCCCGCUGCCACGUCACCCACCACGAACCGAUCGGGAAAAGGAGAGCGAGCGAGCUGGUGAAAAUGUUGAGGGCUUGAUGGUUCAGAGAAGUUUCUGUGUAGCUUAUUGGUGGCAGUGAAUGUUCAGUGAAGGACAGUGAGGUGAGAGUGGUUUUUCUCCCAUUUCUGUUGGAGGUCGCCUGUCUCGCAGCAUCGAGUUUCCGUUCCUCUCUGAAGCCGAAUUCGGUUCAAGCUUGUCGAGAUUUGGGCACAGUAUUGCACGUGAAUUUGGAAACUAUGACUUCAUCUGAUCAUGACCUGAUUGAAAACGAACCUAAUGAGCAGCAACAUCAAUCAAACUCAGAGAUGCAGUCUUCAUCUACAAACGGAAUUUCUGAUUCAGGUAUUGUUACCCAGAAUGUUCAGUAUGCAGCGCCUCCUCCACAGAUUGGAACUGGACAUCCUAUGGCACAAGUUUACCCAUACCCAGAUCCUUACUAUAGGAGCAUCUUUGCUCCAUAUGAGACGCAGCCUUAUCCCCCACAGCCCUAUGGAACACAACCAAUGGUCCAUCUUCAGUUAAUGGGAAUUCAACAAGCUGGUGCUCCUCUACCAACAGAUGCAGUUGAGGAGCCUGUAUUUGUCAAUGCAAAGCAGUAUCAUGGUAUAUUGAGACGCAGACAGUCUCGUGCCAAAGCUGAAUCAUUAAAUAAAGUUAUCAGGAAUCGCAAGCCAUAUUUGCAUGAAUCCCGGCAUUUGCAUGCAUUGAGAAGAGCACGAGGAUGCGGAGGUAGAUUUCUUAAUUCAAAGAAAAGCGAGAACCAACAGAAUGAGGUGUCAUCAACAGAUAAAUCACUGUCCAAUACCAAUCUCAAUCCUGACCAAAAGGAUCUUGCUUCAUCAGAUAGGAUUUCCUAAAACUACAGAAAUGGCUAUUUCUUAGAUAGCACGGGUCUAAUGUAUAUCAGGAGAAAAAUAUUCAACCAAUAGUAGCCCUAGAUGUGGCACUAUGUGCUUCAGUCUGGUUCUGCACAACCCCACAGGCUUUGCAUAGUAAGGCUUGUUAGGGAGGUUGCAAAAUGAAGCAGGUAAAAUGUAAAUUGAAGUGCUUUCGACCAUAGUUUUUUUUCUCAGCGUUAUCCUUUGUAGCCUUGGAUAGAUGAGAUUUUUGUUGUGUGGGCAUUUUUUGGUUUUUGUAACGGGUAAUGUGGAUCCUUAAGAGAUUAUCCAUAGUCAUGCGAUUUGGUUGGUUGGAUUGUUUUACAUUUAGCUUGUUGCAGAUCAAAUGAAUGUGGUUUGUCAUGAUUAAGCAAGGGAGAUUUAACCCAGAAUUGUGUUGGUUAUCGGUAGGUCUGGCGAGGAAAUGAUGGAUAAUGGAUAUCGUAGCUAGUAGUGUAUUUAUAUAUAGUAAUGAUUAAGAUUUAGUCCUUGUUGAUAUGA